AGCUGACUGCCCAGUGGAAGGAGGGAUUGGUGGUGGGUUUAGAAUAAGCCUGCUGGUUAUUCAAAAGAAGGGGGGAAUGGGCUGAUAAGAUCAGCAAAAAAUAUUAGUUUUGCAAAUCUGGGGAGGCCAAAGAGGACCAUGGAUGGGUGAUUAGCUUAGAAUAACACAAAAGGUGUGCAUAUCCAGGCCAUGACACGUCAGACCCAGGUUAGGUGUUGGUAGUGGGAUAGGACAAGCUCUAGCUUUUUAGCUUUGGCUGUUUUUAAUCCAAAAAGAAUGUUUUCAUAUGUUUGCAGCAGAGUAUCUCCUCUCCUUAGAGUCGGAAAGGAAACAUGGAGUAUCUCCUUUUGAGUUUUGAUAUGAGGUAAAGUGUGGUCUUGGCAGGUGCCAUGUGGACCAGUGCUCAAUAGUGGUUGGCUUGCAGCUGUCAAGCUGAUAGCCUGCAACCCCCCCUUUGUGGUUACCCGCAUUAAUACGACAUCAUUGCAGUGUAAUGCAGAUGGGAAAUAAAACUAACUUGUCAUUUGAAUCAUCAAACCAAAACGUAUACUGAGACCUUUCUAGGCCCUUUUGAUUGCACAUUCCUAUAAAAUUUCUAUGAAUGGCUCAAUCUAAAUAUGAUGAGGAAUUCGAGCAUGCUGAGGCUAUACCUCAUGGAAACUUUCGAGGAGCAUCCAAACAUCUUUCGAGGACAAUAAACUUCUUUGUAUUCUUAUAGAAUUGCGCUGCAUUGACACUCCUAUAUAGUUGCCAUGUUUUUCUUCUUCGAUUUACCUCACUUCAGAGUUGCAAUGCUUUGGUUCUAGAGAAAAUGACCAUAUGUAGAAUCAUUUUGGCUAUUUUUAAUAUAAUCUGUGAGUGUCCAUGCUACUAGUUGUUAUACUCCUAUUAUUUUAUGUAAACCAUUCAUCUCAAGGGCUCAUACCAUCCUGAAGAUGCUAACUUGCUCGGUUGCUCCCAAAUACUCCCUCCAUUCCAAAUAUAAGAUGUUCAAUUUUUCUUUCUUUCUGAAAUCGGAUGUAUAACGCCCCGUUUUAGUGUUUUUGUUCACUCAUUUUAGUCCAUAUGUAGUCCAUAUUGAAAUAUCCAAAACAUCUUAUAAUUCGAAACGGAGAUAGUACUAUAGGGAUGGGGAGAAACCACUUUAGCAUGUCCACAGAAUCUGUACCAAUAACACACAUGAAAUUCGCCUGCAUAUUCAUGCAUGUACAUAACCAUGGAAAAUAAGAAGAAACACCCAUUAGACCAAAUUUCUUUUCUACCCAAAUAGCCCUGAAUCAAAGAUUUUCUCAAGGAAUAUAAAUGCCUGAGUGUUUGACGAGUGUCUGGAGCCUUGUGAAGAGGUAAAAGAAAGCUGUUUGAAAUGAUCGCUGCCCGUUCUGGAACCGAGACCAGCUGCAAAGCAGUAAAAAUAAGCGGUAAAGAAAGAAGCGGUAAAAAGAAGGGUUGCAAAGGAAGAAAGCCUGGGCGGAUUUUCACCGACGCCGUGGUGUGUUGCUGAUACUGACACGGAAUCUGUAUGGGGCGGAUCGGAGUCCAAGAUGCGCGACGCCGCCUUUAAUCAGGCUCCAAUUGCCGAGGAAAAUCCGCUUUCUCGCCGGGUCUUCUGCGUUUCGCACACACACAACCCGACCCGUUACAUGUUUUACUACUCUUUGGAUUGGAAGAUGAAAUCCGCCUCUCUGCCUCCCGUCUCCAAUCUCGAGGAAAAUUCUCUGGUUUGGAUCAGGUACUGCUGCUUUGCUCUUUGGAACAGCGUCUUGUUCCCUGCUUUGCUUUCAGAAAUGGCUGUAAGGAAAAUCGGAAUAGCACCAAAAUUGCAUACAUAUUUUAUGCCUUGAGAACUUGAACGCUAAAGAAAUCUGGACUCAUUUCUGGACCGCUGAAGGCAUGCAUUUUUUCUUAGUUUUCCAGAGGAGUUUGAGUGUUCCUAUGGAAGAGAGAUCAGGGAAGGGAUGCGGCUUCUCCAAGAGGGCCAUAUAAUUAGCGAAUUUACGCGAACCCACGAGGAAUAUCCGCGGGCGAUCUCAAGGAUCGAGAGCUCACGCCCUGAGCCAGGGGGAAUGUCUCUUGAGUAGAGCGCUGGCGAAAAUAUUGAAAGGAGAGCAGGAAAAAGAUAAAGGAAAAGGGAUUCCUUUGGCCACUGCUGCUGAAUUUUCAGUUGUUUUCUCUCCUUCCCUAUGUGCGUGGCGCGCGCGACAAAGGAAAAAGAUGCAGCUUGUAUUCUACCGAUAGAAAAACAAGUAAAGAAGGAAAAAGAUAAGCAAAGCCUCGAAUCUGCUAAAGCAUGUGCGGAAAGCUUCCAGUUAGUUGCGUAAACUAGUGUGUGGUCCGUUGUUAUUUUGUUAAGCUAAACUGCGGUACUGAUUCUAACGGGGAAUGUAUUAGUGAUCAGCUGGUAGCUGUCCUAAUAAUCCUCACUAGCUUCAAAUUGCUCCUGAAUUUUAACAGAAGUAAUGUAUCUAGUAGGCCUGUUUGGAUGAGUAUUUUCGCCAGAUUCCAUGGGUGCUGAACUGUUUCUGUAAAAUUUAUGCAAAAUUCAAGUGAAGUCCCAACAUUCUGAAUGGUUUGCUGUUGUUGGUGGAGGAUACGGAAAAUGCCGGAAUCGGGUUUUUGAUGGGCCAGCACGGAGUUGAAGUGAGUGUUUUUUUUAAUCUUUUCUGUAAAUUCCUGCCUUGUAAAGGCAAAUGAUUUACCGCCGUUGUAGGUGGGGGAUACGAAAUGAACGAUCGAUCCCUUGGCAAAAACUAUGCCGGACGGCCGGGAAUGGGUUGGAUGAGGCCGCACGGAACUUUCCUUUUCGAAAUUUAAUAGCACGCGCGCGCGGUUGGUUCGAUCGACCGAGCGAGUUUUUAUUUUUUUUCCUUUUGCUUCUUGCUUCUUUAAAGAAGAAGCGACACAGCUCGUCGACCAAAAAAGCACGGCCCUCCUUGUGCUUGCCGAUGCCCCGCCCGCCCCGGCCACUAGACUAGAGGGAGCAAAUUAAGCUAAGCGAGCGAGCGGCACCGGCACCGGCGCUCCGGCCAUGGCCUCUCGCUCCCUCCCACCUUCCCCAUGCUGACCACAUGCUAGUCCACCAUCUAGGCCUUCUUCUUCACUCCACUCUACUAGUCCACGUACGUACCCUUCAACCAACGGCUGCGGGGUAGAGAGAGGGAGAGGGACAGGUUGGUAGGCACGUACGUACGUGCGGGUAGGUGCCGAUGGUGACGGCGAGGGAGGCGAGGGAGGCGGCGGCGGCGGCCAUGGACGCGAGCAAGUACGUGCGCUACACGCCGGAGCAGGUGGAGGCGCUGGAGCGGCUCUACUACGAGUGCCCCAAGCCGAGCUCGCUGCGCCGGCAGCAGCUGGUCCGGGAGUGCGCCGUGCUGGCCAACGUCGACCCCAAGCAGAUCAAGGUGUGGUUCCAGAACCGCCGCUGCCGGGAGAAGCAGCGCAAGGAGUCCGGCCGCCUGCAGUCGCUCAACCGCAAGCUCACCGCCAUGAACAAGCUGCUCAUGGAGGAGAACGACCGCCUCCAGAAGCAGGUCUCCCACCUUGUCUACCAGAACGGAUACUACCGCCAGCAGACGCACAGCGUACGCACUCCUCCACCUCCACCCCCGGCGACGAUGAGCCCUCCUCCCUUGCGGCCGCCGCGAGCUCACGCCUUCACUCCUCCUCCUCCUCCUCUCCCGUUGCCGUUGCAGGCGGGGCUGGCCACCACGGACACGAGCUGCGAGUCGGUCGUCACCAGCGGCCAGCAGAACGUCGUCGUCGUCGUGCCGCCGCCGCCCCGCGACGCCAGCCCUGCUGGAUUGAUGUCCAUCGCCGAGGAGACACUAACGGAGUUUCUGUCCAAGGCCACCGGAACCGCCGUCGAGUGGGUCCAAAUGCCUGGGAUGAAGCCUGGUCCGGAUUCCAUUGGAAUCAUCGCCAUCUCGCAUGGCUGCGCGGGUGUUGCUGCGCGAGCUUGCGGCCUCGUAGGCAUGGAGCCUGCCAAAGUUGCCGAAAUCCUCAAGGAUCGGCCACUGUGGCUGCGUGAUUGCCGGUCUAUGGAGGUAGUAAAUGUGCUGCCUGCUGGCAGCAAUGGCACGAUUGAGCUGCUCUACAUGCAGCUCUAUGCUCCGACGACACUAGCGCCAGCUCGUGACUUCUGGUUGAUGCGCUACACAUCCAUUCUCGAUGAUGGAAGCCUAGUGGUAUGUGAAAGAUCACUCAGUAGCAAGCAAGGAGGCCCAAGUAUGCCCCUUGUGCAGCCUUUUGUUAGAGGUGAGAUGCUUCCCAGCGGUUUCUUGAUCCGGCCUAGUGAUGGUGGAGGUAGCGUGAUUCACAUCGUUGACCAUUUGGACCUGGAGCCUUGGAGUGUGCCUGAAGUUGUGAGACCACUGUAUGAAUCUUCUGCCAUGGUGGCCCAGAAGAUGUCGAUGGCGGCCUUGCGCUAUCUCAGGCAAGUUGCUCAUGAAGAUACUCAUUCUGUAAUCACUGGAUGGGGCAGACAGCCUGCAGCCUUGCGAGCUCUGAGCCAAAAGCUCACCAGAGGUUUAAAUGAAACUCUCGGUGGGCUUGCGGAUGAUGGAUGGUCCGUGAUUGAGAGCGACGGCGUAGAUGAUGUUUGUAUCUCUGUUAAUUCAUCCCCGAGUAAAGUGAUGAGUUGCACCGCAACAUUCAGUGAUGGACUGCCCAUGGUUAGUACUGGUGUUCUUUGUGCAAAGGCCUCGAUGCUAUUGCAGGAUGUGUCUCCACCAUCACUACUGCGGUUUUUGCGGGAGCAUCGGUCGCAGUGGGCUGAUAGCAGUUUAGAUGCAUUCUUUGCUUCUGCGCUGAAGCCCAAUUUCUCCAAUUUACCUAUGUCUCGUCUUGGAGGAUUUAGUGGCCAGGUUAUACUCCCUUUAGCACACACGUCUGACCCUGAGGAAUUCUUGGAAGUUAUCAAGAUAGGAAAUGCCAGUAACUAUCAAGAUACACUGAUGCAUCGCGAUCUUUUCCUCUUACAGAUGUACAACGGGAUAGACGAGAACACCAUGGGCACCUGUUCAGAGCUUAUCUUUGCACCCAUAGACGCAUCUUUCGGUGAUGAUUCUCCGCUGCUGCCUUCCGGUUUCCGCAUCAUUCCGAUGGAGUCUCCUCUUGACACGUCUAGCCCGAACUGCACGUUGGACCUCGCGUCCACCCUUGAGGUUGGAACACCCGGAAGCAGGAUACCCGGUCACUCCAGGAGUAGCUCGAAGGCUGUGAUGACGAUCGCAUUUCAGUUUGCCUUCGAGAGCCACCUGCAGGACAGCGUGGCAGCCAUGGCGCGGCAGUACAUGCGCAGCAUCAUCUCGUCGGUGCAAAGGAUAGCGCUGGCGCUGUCGUCCUCGCACCUCGUGCCACAUGGAAGCUCUCGCCUCCUACCGCCUGUAACUCCAGAGGCGGCCACGCUCUCCCGAUGGAUUGUCCAGAGCUACAGAUUUCACUUUGGGGCAGAGCUCAUCAAAGCCGCAGACGCUAGCAGCGGCGAGUCGGCGCUCAAAGCCCUCUGGCAGCAUACCAGCGCCAUCCUAUGCUGCUCUCUCAAGGCGAUGCCGGUCUUGACGUUCGCGAACCAGUCCGGGCUGGACAUGCUGGAGACGACGCUGGCGGCGCUCCGGGAGAUCACCAUGGACAAGGUGCUGGACUACGACCAGGGGAGGAAGAGCCUGCUGUGCGCGGACCUGAUGGCCAGCGUGGCGGAGCAGGGGUACGCGUGCGUCGAGGGCGGGACGUGCGCGUCGAGCAUGGGCCGGCCGGCGUCGUACGGGAAGGCGGUGGCGUGGAAGGUGCUCGACGACGGCGGCGCCGGCGCCGCCCACUGCGUCUGCUUCGCCUUCAUGGACUGGUCCUUCGUUUAGUCGAGGGACCGAUCGUUUGUUGUAGCUGUUGUUGCAAGUCUCGAGCAUGGGUGAUGGACGCGGUACAAUGUUGGAUGAUGGUGGUGUUUUGUACGGCUUGAUGGUGUGCCGAGAUUGGUGAUGCUGUUUGUACUAGUACUUUAAUUUCCUCUUUUCCUUCUCCUA
Messenger RNA from Aegilops tauschii subsp. strangulata, 6017 nucleotides. Its product is annotated as homeobox-leucine zipper protein HOX29. Gene Ontology annotation, molecular function: lipid binding; DNA binding; DNA-binding transcription factor activity. The record is from RefSeq and is a predicted model, not a curated record. NCBI's taxonomy places the organism in Eukaryota, Viridiplantae, Streptophyta, Magnoliopsida, Poales, Poaceae.